GUUGGUGUGAAAGAGGGAGAUGUAGAGGACAGGGUGGUAUGGAGAUGGAUGAUCCGCUGUGGCGACCCCUAAUGGGAGCAGCCUGAAAAAAGAAGAAGAAGAUUUUAGGUAUCAACAAAUAGCUUACACCUCUUGAUUGAAGUAAACAUGAUGGAUCAUAAUUUAUGAAAUAUAUACAUUUAUCUUCGUAUCAUUAAAUUACAUACUUUGUUGCAUGUGUGGCGUUGCCAACUCGUAAUUUGUACUGGCUACGCCAACUACGGCGUUACCAACUAAUAAUUUGUACCGACUACGCCACCCGGGGGCUAUUUCCGGGACUGCCCUCAACCUUAAGGCACACAGGUUCGUCACGACUGGGUCAGGUAUCAGACCAGAGUUGAGUGAAUAACAAAAACUUUAUUUAAAAUAACUUCAAAUUUUAUUCACUACAUCAAAUAGUAAAAACAGAAAAGAAGACAAACACUUCAGGGUGGGAGAAGGCCUGAUGUCCUAAGCAGAGACCACACAGGGUCCUAAGCAGAGAGAACACUCACACGUGCACACACGCACCACAGCACACCACACCUCACUGUGAACACUACACUGCAAUCAGGUAAGGAACCCACCACCACAAGAUGCUAAUCUGCUGCCACUGGCCACCCCACUCCUGAAGGCAGAAGAGAAGACAGAAAAGAAAUUUAAAACACAAAUUAAAACAAGCAUCGCAUUACAACAGCCUGGCUCUCGACACAGUCAACAGCCCAAAAACUUGAUCCGUACAGAGGCACAUGAACAGAGGAAAGGCCCUUAACAGAUCACAAAAGAAAUAGAAAAUAACUACACUUAAUUAAUAAGAAAACAAAAAGAACAUUAUACUACAAAUUCAAACUAAUAAAAAGAAUAGAAAUCAAAAGAAAUAGAUUCCCAUUAAAGUAGGGAAACCUCAACCCGAUAAGGUUAGGAAAAUAAUGAACAAAAGAAUAAAGCUAAUGCAAAAAUAAAUGAUUAAAUCACAACACAAAGAAUCAGGUAAUGACUACCCUGUAACAGGCCACUUCUAAAUCAGUUACUCACUACCAUUGGAAAUAAGCACCAUGCCCCUGGUCCAGCUGAUCUUGCAGGUACAGUGGAACCCGGUUAUCUCGCCCUCGGUUAUCUCGACAACCCUAUUAAGUCGACGUUUUUGAAAUGGAACCGCCAAAUUCUCCCUUUUUCUAAGCAUUUUUUUAUCGGUUAAGUCGACUUUUUUUAUGUCGCCGAACCCUAAUAUCUCGAGCACAAGGGGGCGCAAAUUUACCAUUCAACAUUCAAAAGUUAUCUCGACCGCCAUGACCAAACGCCGGCUUUUGAAAAUAUUAGUUAUCGAUGCCACUUCACCAUCUCACUACCGUAUUUUCAUUCCUAGUUGUAAAAACAGUUGAAUAAAUGUUCAGUAAUUACCACAAUGAUCAUACUCUACUUGGUUCACUGCGCAAGUGCUGAAUUCACGUAUCACGUGAUCAGGGUCUGCAUGGUCGUUCACUCCAAUGACAGUUCACUCACGCUGGUUCAUCUUGUCUGAAGGAUAACAUGCUGUAGCUAUUCUUUUUUCUCUUCUAAAAAUGUCUGGAGGUGUUAAGAGAAAACUGGACAAUCAGUCAAUAGAGAAAAAGUAUGAAAUCAUACUGCAGCUAGAAAAAGGAAAAAAAUGGCAGACCUCAGUCGUCUGCAUGGCAUUCCAGCAAACACCAUUUCAGGAUGGAAAAAGAAGACCGAUGUGAGGAAAUGUACGAGAAGUCUGUUUUUGAUCCAGCAAGAAAAAAAAUUCGAGUGGCUAAGCACAAAGAUGUCGACGACGCAGUGUUUCAAUGGUUCACAAAUACACGAGCAACAAACCUUCCCGUCAAUGGUCCCUUGCUGAUGGAGAAGGCAGAAAUCCUUGCUGCAAAGCUAGGACACCUCGACUUUAAAGCAAGUCAGGGGUGGCUGGAUCGUUUCAAAAAGAGGCACAACAUUGUCUUCAAAGCAAUUUGUGGAGAAAGCGCUGCGGUUGAACAGGAACAAGUGGAUUCAUGGCUGAAGACUCAAAUGCGCACAAUUUUGGAUACCUAUGAGAUUCGGAACAUUUUUAAUGCUGAUGAAACUGGGGUGUUUUGGAAAUGCCUUCCAGACAAGACUAUGGCGUUUCGUGGGGAGGCUUGUCGCGGUGGAAAAAGGUCGAAGGAUCAGCUUACAGUGCUGGCUGCUGCUAAUAUGGAUGGAAGCCAAAAACUUCCACUCUACGUUAUAGGAAAGUCCAAGAAUCCAAGAUGCUUUAAGCAGACCAAAGUUCUCCAAUGUGAUUACGAUGGCCAGCCAAGAGCCUGGAUCACCGGAGAUCUAUUCAGUGCAUGGGUGAAAAAGUGGGACAGGAAGUUCCAAGCAGAGAAAAGGAAGGUGGCACUGAUCGUGGACAACUGUAGAGCUCAUCCGGAUGUUCCUGGUCUAAAGGCCAUUAAGAUCUUUUUCCUCCCACCUAACACAGCGAGUAAGCUCCAACCGAUGGACCAAGGGAUAAUCCAAGUGCUUAAGGUGCAAUACAGGAAAAUGUUGAUGCGCCAAUACCUGCUCCAUGUUGAAAAAAAGGCACAGUACACCCCUUCGGAAAAAUCAUGCAUUGCAGAUGCUAUCUUGGAAGAGGAGGCACAGGAUUUAGCCAUCACUGUCCAGGAAUUCCGAGAUUACAUAGAAAUCGACAAAGACGUCGUUACUGAUGGCGUGAUCACAGAUGAUGACAUUGUAUCAAGUGUGCAGUCAGCACAGGCAAGCACAUCUGCAGGCGGCAAUGACAAAGAUGAUGAAGAUGCGGACGAAGAUUUGGAACCAAUUCCCUCAGCUGUUGCGGUGGUAGAAAUGCUACAGAAAAUUCGACGGUAUGGUUCUUUUGUAGGAGAUGAAACUGUUUUAGACAGCAUAAAUAAUUUGUUUUCAAUCAAACUGUUAAAGGCAAAAAGCAACGAAGCAUUUUAGACUUUGUAAAGAAACUACCGUAGGGUGUAGGAUAUGUUCAGAUAUGUUCAGAUCAGUUCAGUGAAAUGACUCGUGAAAUUUGUUUUGUGAAUUUUUUUGUGUAUUUGCAAUGGAAAAUAAUAAAUAAUUUUUUGAGGAAUCGACGGUGGUUUGUAUUGUAUACUGGUAAA
Silurus meridionalis is the source of this 3137-nucleotide messenger RNA. RefSeq names its product tigger transposable element-derived protein 4-like. NCBI's taxonomy places the organism in Eukaryota, Metazoa, Chordata, Actinopteri, Siluriformes, Siluridae. The coding region runs from base 1717 to 2967 and encodes 416 amino acids. Gene Ontology annotation, cellular component: nucleus. The record is from RefSeq and is a predicted model, not a curated record. Gene Ontology annotation, molecular function: DNA binding. The transcript has a single exon.